Molecule: messenger RNA, 2753 nt
Organism: Chelonia mydas (Green sea turtle)
Lineage: Eukaryota; Metazoa; Chordata; Testudines; Cheloniidae
Gene: WNT5B
Product: Wnt family member 5B
Exons: 6
Coding region: 406-1665 (419 amino acids)
Biological process (GO): neuron differentiation; canonical Wnt signaling pathway; cell fate commitment
Cellular component (GO): extracellular region
Molecular function (GO): cytokine activity; frizzled binding
Source: RefSeq, a predicted model, not a curated record
GAGCUCCGGCCCCUGCACUCGGCAUCGCAGCUGCCACAAACCGGCUGAAAGUUAAGUUCGGUCCCAGCCGCUGCAGGGAGAAGAGCCUGGGGCAGCCCCAGCGCGGCCAGGGCAGAGCGAGAGAGCGGGUCCCGGGGAGCAGCCCCCCUCCAGCGGCGCAGCUGAGCGAGGAGCCGGGCACUGGGGGCGCCAAAGUCUGCUGGGACAGGGGGGCUCGGCUGAGCCUCGGAUUUAAAGACUAAAGGGCAGCGAGAGCCGGUGGGCCCCGGGGGCAGGUGCGUCUCCUCCUGGUCUCCUGACAUUGCAGCGGCCGCCCCCAGCCGGGCUCCCUGUGCCCGGGAACAGGACUCACCUGCUGCCUGCGGAGUCAGGGUUGGGAGCUGCAGCCUGACAGGGAGCCACCAGAUGCCGCCAUGGAUCCUGCUGUGCUUGCCUCUCAUCAGCGAUCUAGGUCACACAAGGCCUUUUUGUCCUGAGGCUAAUUCUGGCGCUGGCAGUCUCACAUCUGCCUGCCAGGGAGCCUUGUCUUGGAGACUGUCGCUUCAAGGGCUCUUCCAAGGGCGCCGGAGCCGGGAAAAGCGCACUAUGACUGGGACGAGCCUGCUGCUCACCCUCGCUCUCCUCUGCAGCUGCACCCAGCUCCUGGCGGACGCGAAUUCCUGGUGGUCUUUGGCUAUGAACCCAGUUCAGAGACCUGAGAUGUACAUUAUAGGAGCCCAGCCUGUGUGCAGCCAGCUCCCCGGGCUCUCCCCAGGCCAGAGGAAGCUCUGCCAGCUCUACCAGGAACACAUGGUGUACAUCGGAGAAGGAGCCAAAAAUGCCAUCAAGGAGUGCCAGUACCAGUUUCGGCAGAGGAGGUGGAACUGCAGCACAGUGGACAAUACCUCUGUCUUUGGCAGGGUAAUGAAAAUAGGUAGUCGAGAGACCGCCUUCACCUAUGCCGUUAGUGCUGCAGGGGUGGUGAACGCCAUCAGCCGUGCAUGCCGCGAAGGAGAGCUUUCCACCUGUGGCUGCAGCCGGACAGCCCGUCCCAAGGACUUGCCCCGAGACUGGCUAUGGGGUGGCUGUGGGGAUAAUGUGGAGUAUGGCUACCGUUUCGCCAAGGAGUUUGUGGAUGCCAGGGAGAGGGAGAAGAACUACGCGAAGGGGUCGGAGGAGCAGGCUCGCACACUCAUGAAUUUGCAGAACAACGAGGCUGGUCGUAGGGCUGUAUACAAGCUGGCAGAUGUGGCUUGCAAGUGCCAUGGUGUUUCAGGUUCCUGCAGCCUCAAGACCUGCUGGUUGCAGCUGGCAGACUUCCGCAAGGUGGGUGACCUGCUGAAGGAGAAGUAUGACAGUGCAGCUGCCAUGAGGAUCAGUCGCAAAGGCAAGCUGGAGCUGGUAAACAACCGCUUCAACUCACCUACGCAGGAGGACCUGGUCUACAUUGACCCCAGCCCUGACUAUUGCCUGCGCAAUGAGACCACUGGCUCACUGGGCACUCAGGGCCGGCUGUGUAACAAGACCUCAGAGGGCAUGGAUGGCUGUGAGCUGAUGUGCUGUGGCCGGGGCUAUGACCAAUUCAAGAGCAUCCAGGUAGAGCGCUGUCACUGCAAGUUCCACUGGUGCUGCUUUGUCAAGUGUAAAAAGUGCACAGAGAUCGUCGACCAGUACGUCUGUAAAUGAAAGAGCCACCAAAGCAACAAAUCUAUAUUAUAUAAAUCUAUAUAAAUAUAUUUUAUAUUUGUAUAAAUAAAUAGAUGAUAAUAAUUAAAGAAGCUUAUUUAAGAGACAUUUUGGUUUUGAAAUUUUCCCAUUGGACUGGAUGGUUUGCCACUCUCUUUAUUCAGCUGCGGAGCAAAGGGGGAAUUUGCCCUCAGACCCUUCUCCCCCUGGAUGUUAUAAUCAGAGUGAAGGGAGCCAAAGAGUUGCUCAAAAGGAACUCCCCUCAUAGCCACCUCGCUCCAGAAGCAGGGGAUUGAUUCAUGGUCAGAUAUUUGAAGGAGAAAAGUGGGUUCCCUUUGCUAUCUCGUGGUUUAAACUCAAAAGUUUAUAUGGUAUUGGACAUCUGGAGUCACAGUCAGACAUGGGAGAGUCUUAGUUAUUCAUGUUCCAGCUCCCCAAGCCCUUUGGACAAGCAAAACAAGAGGAUUUGGGUUUUCUGCUCCCUGUGAAGGAAGUGCUGGUGCUUUGUCAAACAAGAGGGAAAGUCACCCAGGUCUCGUGCUGAAAAAUAUGGAUUAAAAUACAAGGUACUAUAUAGAGUGCUUGGAAUGAGGACAAAGCAGGGACUCCUGCACAGUGGUGGGGAGACCACCUGUUCCAAGUGAGGGAGGAAGGUGUGAUCUUCAAUUGGGAAGAACUACUGUAUCCUGAGAGUUUAAAAGAAACUAGCACCUAGCUCUUCUGAACCUCAAGGGCAAUGAGAAAAAUCUGCCAAAGCCCUAUCUAGGCUGGUCUGUCAAGGAGAUCCUUUUCCCCUCCACUGUAACUCACUUUUGCGGAUUAGGAGCUGCUAUCUGUCUCCUAGGCCUAUUGGGCUCUUUGGAAAAGAAAUAUACUCCAUGUGUGGAGUGUGUGAGAGAGCCAUACAUGCAUGCAGGGGACUGGAUGAACACUGCACCUUAGUCCUUACCAUUGUUGCCAUUUCUCCCCUUUGAAGUGGACACAAAUGGUCACCUUGCCCAGCUCUUUUCAAUCCUCCUCACCUCUGUCCCAGAUGUACAGUUUCUCUUUACCAUUAAAUACCCCUCACUGAGGUUUCUUUCUCUCUC